This is a messenger RNA of Formica exsecta, 1083 nucleotides long. RefSeq lists its product as uncharacterized. Lineage: Eukaryota; Metazoa; Arthropoda; Insecta; Hymenoptera; Formicidae. The record is from RefSeq and is a predicted model, not a curated record. The transcript has 5 exons. Bases 301 to 807 code for a protein of 168 amino acids.
CCUCGGACACCGACGAGCCGAUCCGAGCGUCGAGAAAGUAAAGAGAGGCAGCUGCGAGAGAAUGAAACGAGAAGUGGAGCAGGAAAACCAAUACGGCAAAAAUGGGUUUUGUUUGAAAAUUUAAGCUUUUUAGAGAAUAUUGUCACUCAGAAAAGAAAUUAUUCUAACAUCGUCACUCAAAAAAAUAAUUUGUCUGUGAACAGCCAAUCUUUUACCCAAAAGCCUGCACAAAAUGAAACUCAGGAUAAUAUUUAUGGCGAUAAUGUUGAUGAUGUGCGAGAAUCAUCUUCGUUGUCGCAGAUGCAACAAUUCACUCCUUCAAUACAUCAUCAGCAUAGGACAUCAGUGUCAGAAAAGGAAGUGUUUAAAAAUUCGACAAAUUCACCUGUGUUUUCUAUGGAAAAUCAGAGGAAUUUGCUAUCUGUACAAUGUUCCAAUAACAUACUUGAUGCGAGUCAAUCUUUAUUCCCAUCUGCGUCUAUGCAGCUACCACUGCAAUCGGCACCUUCGUCGAAGCCGAUUCCGCCAAUGCUGAGAUCUACACCUUCGCCAAUAUUGAGAUCCACACCUUCGCUGAUAAGAUCCAUACUUUCGCCGAUAAGAUCCACAACUUCGCCGAUAAGAUCCACACCUUCGCCGAUACAGCCAUCAUCUGCUCUUUUACCGCCCAAAACAUCAGUUUCUGAGACAAACGAGUCAUCGAUUUUGGCAAAAACGUUGAAUAUGCCUUCAUCUUGUUUCACCGGAAUGAAUAGGCUCACAAAAAAGCGCAAAGUCGACCCUAUGGAACAGCCUUUCUUCAAAUGAAUAAUACGUUCAAUACGGUAGCAUCUACAGUUCUACAGAAUCGAAAUGACAUUCAUUAUCCAGAUGUAAUUAUUGGUAAACUUGUAACAGCGGAGCUCGAAAAGACAAUGGAACCAAUGAAGACUAACUUGAAAAGAAAGUUUAUGGAACUUUUGUACUCGCAUAAUGAAUAAUAGAAGAUAUAAUUAUAAAAAUAACUUUUAUUACUUAAAACUUUUAUUACUUAGUAAAAUAAAAUUUUGUUUUCAAUAUAAAAAAAAUAUUUGAUUGUAUCGU